Molecule: messenger RNA, 1641 nt
Organism: Piliocolobus tephrosceles (Ugandan red Colobus)
Lineage: Eukaryota; Metazoa; Chordata; Mammalia; Primates; Cercopithecidae
Gene: CDSN
Product: corneodesmosin
Exons: 2
Coding region: 1-1641 (546 amino acids)
Biological process (GO): cell-cell adhesion; skin morphogenesis
Molecular function (GO): protein homodimerization activity
Source: RefSeq, a predicted model, not a curated record
AUGGGCUCGUCUCGGGCACCCUGGAUGGGGCGUGCGGGCGGGCGCGGGAUGAUGGCACUGCUGCUGGCUGGUCUCCUCCUGCCAGGGACCUUGGCUAAGAGCAUUGGCACCUUCUCAGACCCCUGUAAGGACCCCACGCGUAUCACCUCUCCUAAUGACCCCUGCCUCACUGGGAAGGGUGACUCCAGUGGCUUCAGUAGCUACAGUGGCUCCAGCAGUUCUGGCAGCUCCAUUUCCAGUGCCAGUGGCUCCGGUGGUGGCUCCAGUGGAUCCAGCGUUGCCCAGGGUGGUUCUGCAGGAUCUUUUAAGCCAGGAACAGGGUAUUCCCAGGUCAGCUACUCCUCCGGAUCUGGCUCUAGUCUACAAGGUGCAUCCAGUUCCUCCCAGCUGGGCGGCAGCGGCUCCCAGUCCGGCAGCAGCGGCUCUCACUCGGGAAGCAGCGGCUCUAAGGCGGGAAGCAGCGGCUCUAAGGCGGGAAGCAGUAGCCCUCACUUGGGAAGCAGCAGCUCCCAUUCCAGCAGCAGCAGCAGCUUUCAGUUCAGCAGCAGCAGCUCCCAAGUAGGGAGUGGCUCUGCUCUGCCAACCAGUGACAACGCUUACCGCGGAAUACUCAACCCUUCCCAGCUUGGACAAAGCUCUUCCUUUUCCCAGACCUCUGGGGUGUCCGGCAGUGGCCAAAGGGUCAGCUCCAACCAGCGCCCCUGUAGUUCGGACAUCCCCGACUCUCCCUGCAGUGGAGGGCCCAUCAUCUCACACUCUGGCCCCUAUAUCCCCAGCUCCCACUCUGUGUCAGGCGGUCAGAGGCCUGUGGUGGUGGUGGUGGAGCAGCACGGUUCUGGUGGCCCUGGAGUGGUUCAAGGUCUCCCCUGUAGCAACGGUGGCCUUCCAGGCAAGCCCUGUCCCCCAAUCACCUCUGUAGACAAAUCCUAUGGUGGCUACGAGGUGGUGGGUGGCUCCUCUGACAGUUAUCUGGUUCCAGGCAUGACCUAUAGUAAAGGGAAAAUCUACCCUGUGGGCUACUUCACCAAAGAUAACCCUGUGAAAGGCUCUCCAGGGGUCCCUUCCUUUGCAGCUGGGCCCCCCAUCUCUGAGGGCAAAUAUUUCUCCAGCAACCCCAUCAUCCCCAGCCAGUCGGGAGCUUCCUCAGUCAUUGCGUUCCAGCCAGUGGGGACUGGUGGGGUCCAGCUCUGUGGAGGCGGCUCCACAGGCUCCAAGGGACCCUGCCCUCCCUUCAGUUCUCGAGUCCACAGCAGUUCUAGCAUUUCCAGCAGCUCCGGUUCACCCUACCAUCCCUGCGGCAGUGCUUCCCAGAGCCCCUGCUCCCCACCAGGCACCGGCUCCUUCAGCAGCAGCUCCAGUUCCCAGUCCAGUGGCAAAAUCAUCCUUCAGCCUUGUGGCAGCAAGUCCAGCUCUUCUGGUCACCCUUGCAUGUCUGUCUCCUCCUUGACACUGACUGGGGACCCCGAUGGCUCUCCCCAUCCUGAUCCCUCUGCUGGUGCCAAGCCCUGUGGCUCCGGCAGUGCUGGAAAGAUCCCCUGCCGCUCCAUCCGGGAUAUCCUAGCCCAAGUGAAGCCUCUGGGGCCCCAGCUAGCUGACCCUGAGGUUUUCCUACCCCAGGGAGAGUUACUCGACAGUCCAUAA